Messenger RNA from Sabethes cyaneus, 1167 nucleotides. Its product is annotated as odorant receptor 49b-like. Gene Ontology annotation, cellular component: plasma membrane. Gene Ontology annotation, biological process: sensory perception of smell; detection of chemical stimulus involved in sensory perception of smell. The coding region runs from base 1 to 1167 and encodes 388 amino acids. Lineage: Eukaryota; Metazoa; Arthropoda; Insecta; Diptera; Culicidae. The record is from RefSeq and is a predicted model, not a curated record. The transcript has 4 exons. Gene Ontology annotation, molecular function: olfactory receptor activity; odorant binding.
AUGAAGUUGGUGCGGGCAUUUUCCUCGAAACGGCCGGUCCUCCGGUUGGGACUGAAAAUGCUGCAACUGAUUAGCCUGUGGGGCGAUUCGCAUCGGUUCAAGUACACGUAUGCGUUGCUGCUCGCUUUCAUCGCUGGAACUUGGCUCAUUCCGAAGAUCUUUCUCGGCUCCGGAAAGGAAGGUUUCGAAUCCUUUCUGCGGAACAUUGCCGAACUGAUUUUCCUGUCGGAGAAUGUUAUCACGCUUGGAUGUUUCGUGCUGCGCGUUCGUUCCUUUGGACGGUUGGUUGAUGUGUUGGAACGCAUAUUCCUCCGCCGGUGGCCGGAUCCGCUGCAGUCGGAAAUCGAAUCAAUCAACCGGGAGCUGGACAAGGCUUCCAAGUCGUAUAUAGUUUACUUAUUCUCAAUGUGGGUUUUCUUUGUGGUUAGCCCAAUACUGUUUACGGUAGCGAAAAUAUUGCUUUGGGAUGAAACCGAGCGAGGUGAUUUUGUGCUACACAAUGAGACGCAAUUCUACUGGUUUGAUGCUCGCCGAAACAUACUCCAUUACUGCAUUUUUGCCGCAUUCUGUUGUAUGGCAUCUUCCUGUUCAGCGUACAUUAUCACCCUAAAAGGGGCACUUUUCCAAGUGAUAAUACGCUACGGUUACAAACUGUUCGAACUUGUGACGAAACGAAUUACCACAUUGGCACGGUUCGAGCGAGUUGAAGAUCGUCGGGCUGAACUGCAUGAGAUCAUACAGUUGCAUCAGAUGACGUUGGAGUAUCUCGGACACCUGGAAAGCACUAUGAGUUUCAUCUUGUUGAAUCAAACCCUUAGCUGCCUUCUGGUUUGGUGCCUGAUGUUGUUUUACGUUUCAUCGAACUUUGGAUUGGAUGCCGCAAACGUUAUGAUUCUGUUCAUUGUGCUGCUAGUGGAAAUGCUAGUUUAUUGCAAGAAUGGCACCAUCCUAAGCGAGAAGGCUGCACAAGUAGCAAACGCUAUUUACGUCUACGACUGGUACAAAGAUCCCAUCGAUAUGCAACGGAAGGUUAUGCUGAUGAUAGAACGUGCUCAAAAACCUGCCGGAAUAACGGCGGCUGGUUUCUAUUAUGUUAACAUACAAAGAUUCGGAGCGACGGCCCAGGCCACCUACUCGUAUUACUUGAUUUUGAAAAAUCGGUUUUAG